GUAGUCGGCGGUCUGUUGUGACGUCACUUCCUGUACUUCACGCACUGCUGUUACAUCGUUUGAAACGUGUUUCAAACGUUUCAUCUUGUUGAACAAAACUAUUUGAUCUAACGAAAUAAACAUGAGCAAAGCACAUCCACCCGAGCUGAAAAAAUUCAUGGAUAAGAAGCUUUCACUAAGGCUGAACGGUGGUCGUCAUGUUCAAGGCGUCUUGCGUGGAUUUGACCCAUUCAUGAAUAUGGUAGUGGAUGACUGUGUUGAAAUGGCUCCAGGAGGACAAAUGAACACUGUUGGGAUGGUGGUUAUCAGAGGAAACAGUAUAAUUAUGUUGGAGGCUCUUGAACGAGUGUGAGGGAGAUUCCCAAUUUCUUGCUGUUUUGUAUUUUGCUUUUUGUCCCAAUGAGCAAAAAUGGGUUUCUCAUGUAUUAUCUUUUUGCAACAAAAGCUGUCUUUUAAUACAGGAAUCCUUGAUUGUGUUGGAAACAGUUCUGUUUUUUUAUAUGUAUAUUUUCCUAUGUCUGUAGAAAAUUGUGUACACAAUUCAUAAAGCAUUUUGGAAAAUAAAUAAGAUUUCCUCGAAGUCUUCCUUUUGGUUGACAUCUUACUCCUAUUUUAGUGGAUUUAUGGUGUAAUCAUGGUUGAAUAUUAAUUUAUACAAAGUCCCUUUUAAAGCAAGUCAGUCCACUUGGCGGCCAUCUUGAGAACACUCCCAGGCAGCUAUUUUCUAUGGAUAAGCUGCAUAAAUGUCCAGCUCCUAUCUACUAGUGAAAGAUUGAAAUCUACAAAACGGUUGGUCAAGAUUACAAUCAAGAAACAUUUUAAAUCAGCACUGCAAUCUGAAAACAAUGAUAUCAUAAAUACCAUUUACCCAAAAAAUAUUUUUCUUCUGAUUUAUCCACCUAAUGCGCAUGGACUUCCUCGAGUAGACUUGUGAUGUCUGUAUCUGAAAAGUGAUUGGCUCUUCUUGUAAGGCUGGGCAUUUCAAUGUCUCCCAUUCAUUUUAUUCAAAUGCUCUGUCUUGGGCUAAAUAGUUGGAUUUAUAUUAACAUGAACAAGUUUUUAGUGACUCUGCUAUUUGAAUCUGUUAAAACCAUUAAUCUUUCAAUUUCUGGUCAAUUAAAAAAUUCAGCUGC
Molecule: messenger RNA, 1133 nt
Organism: Xyrauchen texanus (razorback sucker)
Lineage: Eukaryota; Metazoa; Chordata; Actinopteri; Cypriniformes; Catostomidae
Product: small nuclear ribonucleoprotein G
Exons: 4
Coding region: 122-352 (76 amino acids)
Biological process (GO): mRNA splicing, via spliceosome; spliceosomal snRNP assembly
Cellular component (GO): SMN-Sm protein complex; U2 snRNP; U4 snRNP
Molecular function (GO): RNA binding
Source: RefSeq, a predicted model, not a curated record